This is a messenger RNA of Talaromyces atroroseus, 507 nucleotides long. RefSeq lists its product as hypothetical. The coding region runs from base 1 to 507 and encodes 168 amino acids. The transcript has 2 exons. Gene Ontology annotation, molecular function: structural constituent of ribosome. Gene Ontology annotation, cellular component: mitochondrial large ribosomal subunit. The record is from RefSeq and is a predicted model, not a curated record. Lineage: Eukaryota; Fungi; Ascomycota; Eurotiomycetes; Eurotiales; Trichocomaceae. Gene Ontology annotation, biological process: translation.
AUGGCCGCCCGACACCUUUCCACGCUUCCUUUCCGAUCGUCGUUCGCAUCUACGCUUCUGCCACAAUCCCAGCGAUGGGGCACAAUCUACCCACGGCUUGUUUUGCUUCAUGGCCUGCCUCUCUUGAGCGGAUACAUUGCCAAUGAGGUUCCCUCAUUUCUAGCCGGUCUCUGGGAAUCGGUCCUCCGCGCGGUCCCGAAGAAGAAGACCUCACACAUGAAGAAGCGACAUCGACAAAUGGCUGGCAAGGCAUUGAAGGAUGUCAAGAAUCUGAGCAAAUGUCCCGGCUGUGGCGAGGUGAAGAGAUCGCAUGUUCUAUGUCCUAAUUGCGUCGCAGAUAUCAAGGAACACUGGAAAGAGGCCGCCAAAGAGGAAAAGACAACUAUGGAGGAGAAGACUGCCAAAGAGGCAGAGGCCGCCAGAAGGGCAAAGGCUGCCAUCAAGGAAGAAAAUGGUGCUGCCGAGCAAGCCGCCGCUAUUGAGGAAAUGAAGACGGGAAAAAAUUAA